CAUCGUGUGGCACAACCCUGGCUCAUUCAUCUUAUUGAAUCGAGUGGCUCAGACCUUGAUCUGCUUCCGAUUCACUGCCUCUGCGAAUACCUCUUCCAUGAUGUGCUCACGCAGCUGCAAGAGGCUGAUGAUUUCUCGCCUGCCGUUCCGAUAAUAAGUGGGCCGAUAAGGAUAUUGCCAGGGCAGACGCAGGCUCAGAAGCAUGUUAAAAGCCGCCAGCGCUUGACGAAUGGUCCCUUACUUACCAUUAGCUCUGAAGGAGGUGAAAGUGAGGUUAGUGAGCCGGCAUUUGCUUCUGUGGAGUCAAACCAGGAUGUAUGCUCAUUCGUAGUUGGUGAUCAUAAGACUAAGGGAGUUUAUUCCGCAAGCGAAGAAAUUUCCCUGUCUGACAGAAUUCAGGAGGAAAAUAUGACGAAUAUUGAUGUCCCAGUACCAUUGAUUGGUGAGCUACACAUACCUGGAGUAAUUUAA
Protopolystoma xenopodis is the source of this 471-nucleotide messenger RNA. The record is from the annotation of a GenBank genome assembly. NCBI's taxonomy places the organism in Eukaryota, Metazoa, Platyhelminthes, Monogenea, Polystomatidea, Polystomatidae.